UAGUACAGAAGUACUUAAAUGCUCAUUUUGUGAUAAAACAUUUACUCAUAAGAGUUCGCUUGUAUUACAUGAAUUGAUCCACACUGGUGAUAGACUCAAAUGUAAACACUGUGAAAAAUCCUUUACGAGGAAGGAAGACUUAUUGGAGCACGAUAAAACUCAUGGAUUGAAAUGUUCUUAUUGUGGUAAAUCUUGUAGGGGAACAAAAGCUCUUAGAAAACAUGAGAGGAAUCACACUGUUGCACAAUACCGCAUGGAAAUGGAAAUAUAUCAGUGCUCUCAAUGUAAUGAAACAUUUCAAAGGGAAAGCGAACUUUUCUUGCAUGAAAUAAGUCACACUGCUGACAAAGUCAAAUGUAAACACUGUGAAGAAAUUUUCAGUAAGAAAAGUGAGCUACUGGAGCAUGAUAAAAUCCAUGAAUUGAAAUGUUCUUUGUGUAGAAAGUCUUGUUGGGGAACACAGGCUCUUGACAAUCAUGAGAGGAUUCACAUUGAUGAUGAACCAUACACCACUGCAGAAAAGAUAAAGUGCUCGUACUGUGAUGAAACUUUUAAUGAAAGUGAACUCAUUUUUCAUGAAAAAUCUCACACUAUUGAUGGAUUCAAAUGCCUCCAGUGUGAAAAGAUAUUUAGUAAAAAAGAUGAUUUAGUGGAACAUGACAAGUCACAUGAAUUUAAAUGUUGUCAUUGUGGAAAAUCUUGUUGGGGAAAGAGAGCACUUGACAAGCAUGAAAAGUUUCACAUUGUUGAAAAACCCUACAAAUGCAACACCUGUGAUAAGUCAUUUCUAUUUAAAAGCUCAUGGCAGAGCCACGAAUAUACUCACACUGGGGAAAAACCUUAUUUGUGCCAGUAUUGUACCAAAAGCUUUGCCCAAACCUCGACUUUGAAAUCUCAUGAAUUCACCCAACACUCUGGAGAGAGGCCACACAAAUGUCAAUACUGUGGACAGGGCUUUGCCCUAAAAUUAGCCUGUGAGGAACAUGAACGCUUCCACACGGGGGAAAAGCCUUUCAAGUGUGAUCACUGUGGCAAGCGAUUCGUAAGGAAAGCCACUUGGAGAGGUCAUGUGAAAACCCACCUUGGAAUUAAACCACAAAUAUGUUCAUACUGUGGAAAAGGUUUCCGUGACAGAGGUACCCUUGCUAAACAUGAAAGGACUCACACUGGGGAGAGACCAUUUAAAUGCAAAUACUGUGAUAAGGCUUUCAAAACUCAAACUCAUCGCAGAGCACAUGAAAAGACGCACAUUGGACAGAAAGCGGUUAAACAGCAGACAGCUGAAAAUAAAGUGAAAAGUCUAGCUAAAAUUCACAAAAGCCAGCGUGCUGAGGACGGCUUUGACAGUGAAAACUCUGAUGGUUUGGAAAUGAGUCAGCAGUUGGACAGUUCAUUCAUCAGUCAACAGUUUGAUAGCACAUAUAAACCCCAGCACAGUGAGAGUACAUUCAGACCUCAGCACACUGACAGUACAUUGAGAUCUCAGCAAAUGGAAACCUCAUUUAGGGGUCCACACUCCAGUAAUGUGUUCCCUACUCCAGAGGCUGUUUAUCACGGAGAUAACCCUAAUCCUUACAUGUAUGGCAUGUAUAUGCCAGGGAUGUGAAUGUUGCAUGUAACAAAUUAUUUACCAUGCUCUGAAGCCUACUGCUCUGAAAACAAAUGCAUCUGCUUCAAACAUACAACAUUCAUUAUUUAAUUAAAAAUAAGUUGAGAAGCCAGCUGCCAAAAGCAGUUGCUAAGGAUCUAGUCAUUAUACUAACUGGGCUGGUCCGACUCUGUCGGGAACUCUGCAAAAAGUGCAAUCAGUGGAAUUCGCUAUACAACACAAGAUAGUUCCUUCCCCCCACCCUGGUACUCAAUUCUUGUCAGACAAUAAAGCUGAUUACAUUGAUUGCACUUCAGCAAGAAUCCCUUGCAGAGUUGGACUGAUCAGUAUGUGUGAAUCUGAUUGUGGUGUAAGAAAUUUUAAUUCCUUACAUUAAAAUGUGAUUGAUUUGCACAGAAAAAAGUAAAAUAUUUGAAAGAAAA
This is a messenger RNA of Lingula anatina, 2031 nucleotides long. Its product is annotated as zinc finger protein OZF-like. The record is from RefSeq and is a predicted model, not a curated record. NCBI's taxonomy places the organism in Eukaryota, Metazoa, Brachiopoda, Lingulata, Lingulida, Lingulidae.